AUGUCUAACUCAAGGUUCGCCGAUGCUAAGGGAAAAUGCUCCAACGAAAUUGGUGAUCAUGGUGAUGCUCAGAACCAUGGAUUGGUCAGCAAUCAAAUACUCGACCUGCACCAAUCGAAUCAGUCAGUAGGAUCCACCUUCACCCUCCAAGGAGAGGGCGUGUUGCCCUGCAAUUUAGGAGCCGCGUCACCCAGGGCUUUUCAUGAGUCUCAUGUUUCAGUUCUGGGAUUGGAACAUGAACCACAACAGAAGCAGCAAGAUGCUGGCAUUAACGUGGAGAACACCUCAUUGGUCAUGAUUUCAAAAACAUCUAAACUACCAAGGAGUCCUCAACCUUCAAACACAAAUUUGAGGAAGAGAAAGGCUGGCAUGAAAGACACUGCAAAAUUUAAUAAGAAAGAGAUUGUUGAUGGAUUCCAACGUCUGAAGAAUGAACACACCUCCUUGGAGGAUGAAAUCGUCUUCUUAAAGAGCCAAUGCGCUUCGUUGAAAAAGUCUGUCAAGCGUCAAAAGAAAACUUCGGUCUACUUGAAAGACAAGAACAAUGAACUGACUGACAAGGUUACAGACCUUUCCAUGCAUGCACUGACGUCUGUGUCGGAUCGCGAGAUCCAGCUUGGAGAAAGAAUUGUGCAACUGGAGGCAAGCAAUGAACAACUGCAGGCAAGAAAUGCUCAACUGGAGAAUAUGCAACUGAUAUGA
Molecule: messenger RNA, 702 nt
Organism: Dovyalis caffra
Lineage: Eukaryota; Viridiplantae; Streptophyta; Magnoliopsida; Malpighiales; Salicaceae
Source: the annotation of a GenBank genome assembly